CUCUUCCAUAAGGUAGAAACUCUUCUAAUUAACUGCCUACAUAUAAAAACUCCUCCGCUACAACUGGAACGCGGGGGGCUUUAAGACCCAGCGGAGACACCAGAGUGCACAUCUGUCGCCUCGCUCUCUCCACAGUAUGAAGUGCGCCUGGGCUCCGGUGUGGAGACACUCGGGCAGCGGCAGGCAGGCGAGGCGGAGGCUGCAGGGCGCAGUGUGCGGAGCGACUGGGAGUGGAUGCGGGACGUCGAGCACACGAUCGAGGCUCAGGCUGGACCAUGACGGGAGAGUGGAGCCGGACGCACUGAGCCGCAGCGGGAAGACGAAGCGUGCGCGCCCUGCAGAAAUGAAGACACCUAUGCGCCAUGGGGUAACCGUGCUUCUCGUGCUUCUCCUGUGCGCCAGCUUGUUCCUCGUGUACAACGGCAGCUUCAGCAUCGCCUCCCGGGACGCCAACGACACGCGCGUCCGGCAGCAUGAGCAGCGGCGGCCCACCGAGGCCUCCGUCCGGGUGGCCAAGCCUCACCCGCCGGUCCUCCAGGGAUACAGUGGCAUCAUCGACCAUAAGCCUCUGAGGAUGCACUGCCAGACCUGCGCCCUGGUGACCAGCUCCGGCCACCUGGUCGGCGGCGGCAGGGGCGAGGAGAUCGACCGGGCCGAGUGCGUCAUCCGCAUGAACGACGCGCCGACCGCCAGGGGCUACGGCCGCGACGUCGGCCGCCGCACCUCCCUGCGCGUCAUCGCCCACUCCAGCAUGCAGCGGGUGCUGCGGAGCCGCCACGAGCUGCUCAACGCCAGCCAGGACGCCGUGUUCGUCUUCUGGGGCCCCAGCAGCUACAUGAGGCGCGACGGGAAGGGCCUGGUGUACAACAACCUGCGGCUGAUGAACCAGGUGCUGCCCAAGCUCAAGGUCUACAUCAUCUCCUGGCAGAAGAUGUUGCAGUUCGACGAGCUCUUCAAGAAGGAGACCGGCAAAGACAGGAGGAUAUCUAACUCCUGGCUGAGCACCGGCUGGUUCACUAUGACCAUCGCCCUGGAGCUGUGCGAUAGGAUCAAUGUCUACGGCAUGGUCGCCCCCGACUUCUGCAGGGAGCCUCAGCACCACUCGGUCCCCUACCACUACUACGAGCCCCGCGGGCCGGACGAGUGCGCCAUGUACAUCUCCCACGAGCGCGGCCGGCGCGGCAGCCACCACCGCUUCAUCACCGAGAAGCGGGUCUUUGCCAAGUGGGCGCGGACGUUUGACAUCCACUUCUACCAGCCGGACUGGAGCCCCCCGCCGCUCCCCGCCAACCGGACACUGAAGGGGGCGGCGGUCACGCCGGCGCCCGUGGCACCGCUGAAGACGUGACGUGGCGUUGGGCGUGGGGAGAAGAUGGCGUAGGGCACGGGCGUGGGGACUGGGCCCUUAACAGAAAGGGUGAAACGUGUAGGAAGUGGGGCAGGAAAGGUUAGUUGCCACAGAUGGAGACUUGAGUCUUGUUGAUCCCGCUGGACAUUUGUCGUGAACACGCCUCCGGCGCCGCCGCGGCAGCUCCUGCGGUGUGUCUUGUUUACUGCGGUUGAACCGGUUCAAAGUUGGACGUCCCUUUUGGAAAAAAAAACCCUGUGUAAACCGGGGGUUAUACAAGAAGGCAACAUCGUCACGCACUCUUCUCUCUCAAUGCAUGCAGCGUCUCACUGUGGAUCCACGCCGUCUUUGUCUGUGUGUGUGUGUGUGUGUGUGUGUGUGUGUGUGUGUGUGUGUGUGUGUGUGUGUGUGUGUGUGUGUGUGUGUGUGUGUUUACAGCAGCGCCAUCGCAGACGAUACAAGUUGAGUUUGAGCUCCCCACAAAGCCUUUAUUGGAUAACGGCUCUGUGCCAGGAUUCGCGGCUUACAGCUCGCUGAAAGGGGAAAAAAAAUACCCUUACAAUGCCCCUUAAUCCAACAAUGUGUUGCGGGAGACCGUGAGCGCUGCUGAAGAGUAAUAAUAGUGUAGCCCGGUUUAGAUUCUGACUCCUUUGAGCGUAUGAAUUAUUACCGUUCAGAUAGUCGUGUUCUUCUGCGUUUUUUUUUGUUGGUUUUUUUUCAAGGAUUUCGGAGGUCAAGUAGACGAGAUUUUCUUUCAGACUCCCCGCGUGGUGCGACGUGGCUCAGACCCCCUUUUUGAAGGAGACUUAUCAUAAAUCACUUUCCAUUCACGCCGCCUCUCGGACGGACGUGUGCAUUGCGAGCUCACCAAGGUGUCGCCCGAGUCAAACUUUUGCAAAGCGGCGUUCUCUGGCUGAAAGACGUGCGCGUGCGCGCGUGCGUGCGUGUGUGUGUGUGUGUGUGUGUGUGUGCGCGUGUGUGCGCCCCGACAUACAUACGCAUCAUGAGGCUUUGUCAGCUCCUGUCGUCAGUUAAUAAUGCGAUUUUUAUCGAUUUCUUUUAACUACAAUCUGCAUUUCCGUGUAAAUGCACAGCCAUGCCACACAAGACGGGUGGGAGAUAGAGAUCGAGGGCAGGGGGACGCAGUGUCCAUCCUACUUUAUUCCUCUGCUGUGAGCCUGGAUCACCUCGGGGGGAAUCACGCCGUUAGGAAGAACACUGGGAUUCAUUAUUGUGCUUUUUUGUGUGUGUGUGUGUGUGUGUGAUCUGCCACGCUCGCCUCUUUUUGUCUCCUCUCAUUGGAUGGAGCCGAUGCUACAUGUAGACCCGCGUCUCCCUGCUCUUUCUCCACGAAUAAGAACCGGGUGUCAGAGAGUGAGAGGUGUGGGUUAUCUCAAUACUACAGAGCACAUCCAGUACGUCCUGGUUCUGAGUCCCUAUUGAUGUUUGCCCUCAUCUCCGUAAUGACAGGUCGCAUAGAUCACUGUAGGUGUUUCACACCCAGUGGGAGCGUGUUUCAUAUCAGGAUUCCUCAGGGGGAGAUGAGGUCAUGCAUGACCUCACCUGCAGGUUGUGGUGCUACUGUGCAAAGACCAAGGUUUCGCAUUUCAGAGGUGUGUGAUGGUGUGUGUGUGUGUGUGUGUGUGUGUGUGUGUGUGUGUGUGUGUGUGUGUGUGUGUAACAUUUCGGAGUUGGAUGAAGACAUAGAUGCCUAAUUUUUGUGUCAGUACAGUAAAUGUGUAGCCAACAGGAAACCGCCUCCAGCCACGUGUUUACUGUACAGACAGAACAUUCUGAACAUCUGACGUUCAUCUGAUAGCUACCAAUCAAUUUUGUGUUCAACUAACCAACGAAAACCACGUCAGCGCAUGAUGUAAAUGUGUUUUUUUUUUUUUUUCACAUAAUGGAAAAUGUCAUUCCACUCAAUAAAAUACCUUUUAUCUGUA
Molecule: messenger RNA, 3294 nt
Organism: Scophthalmus maximus (turbot)
Lineage: Eukaryota; Metazoa; Chordata; Actinopteri; Pleuronectiformes; Scophthalmidae
Gene: st6galnac5a
Product: ST6 (alpha-N-acetyl-neuraminyl-2,3-beta-galactosyl-1,3)-N-acetylgalactosaminide alpha-2,6-sialyltransferase 5a
Exons: 5
Coding region: 137-1348 (403 amino acids)
Biological process (GO): oligosaccharide metabolic process; ganglioside biosynthetic process
Molecular function (GO): alpha-N-acetylgalactosaminide alpha-2,6-sialyltransferase activity
Source: RefSeq, a predicted model, not a curated record